Pochonia chlamydosporia 170 is the source of this 1371-nucleotide messenger RNA. Its product is annotated as secreted glucosidase. The transcript has 5 exons. Bases 1 to 1371 code for a protein of 456 amino acids. Lineage: Eukaryota; Fungi; Ascomycota; Sordariomycetes; Hypocreales; Clavicipitaceae. Gene Ontology annotation, molecular function: hydrolase activity, hydrolyzing O-glycosyl compounds. The record is from RefSeq and is a predicted model, not a curated record. Gene Ontology annotation, biological process: carbohydrate metabolic process.
AUGUCUCAAACACAAACACCUCAAAGUAGCUCACAUCGGCAAGCCAACCCCAACCACGCCUCUGCAACAUCCUCCGCCCUACACACCCCAACAAGCCCAUCACUCAUAUCCCAAGAUGAUUCCCCAGACAUCGCCCCCAAGCGAAGAUUCAAAAGCUACCGCCUCCGCGGGGACUUCGAAAAACCAUGGCUCUCCGACCCAGCAAUGAAGAAAACAAAAUGGAACAACUGGAUCGUCCGGUCCUUCAUCCUCCUUGGCUUCAUCCUCGCCGGCGUAGCAUGCUUCUUCAUGGUCUGGCCAUACAGAGAAGGAUCGUACUGCCUCAUCUACGAAGACCACUUCACAACCCUCAACAAGGACAUCUGGACUCAUGAAGUCCAACUCGAUGGCUUCGGCACCGGCUCCUUCGACUGGACCACCACGGACCCCAAAAACUCCUACGUCGACUCUCAGGGCUUACACAUCGUUCCGACGCUCACCAACGAAACUACCUCCAUAACAUCGCACGACCUCUUCGCCAACUACACUCUCGACCUCACAAAAGACAAGUCCUGCACCAGCAAAACCAACACCUCAUGCAUAAUCACGUCCGACCCCAAAAAAGGCACCAUGAUUCCUCCCAUCCGAUCUGCCCGUCUGUCCACAAAGGGCAAAAAGAGCAUCCGCUACGGCAAGGUCGAAGUUGUAGCCAAGCUCCCCAAGGGCGACUGGAUCUGGCCCGCAAUCUGGAUGAUGCCCGAGGAUUCCGUCUACGGAGAAUGGCCUCGCAGCGGCGAAAUCGACAUAAUGGAAUCGAGAGGCAACUCGCGAGGAUACCCCGAAGGCGGCCGCAAUUUUUACUACGGCACCCUCCACUGGGGUCCCACGGCCGAAAAAGACAGCUACUGGCGAACUACGCACGCCAAAAUGAUCCGCCGCGGCGACUACUCCAAGUCCUACCACACAUUCGGCAUCCAAUGGACCCCAAACUACAUCUACUUCUACAUCGACAGCCGCAUCCACCAAAUCAUGUUCAUAGGCUUCGACAAGGACAGACCGCUUUACGAUCUCGGUGGGUUUGCCCGCAUGGCCGAGAACCAGACCUUGCUGGCCAACCCGUGGGCCAUGUCCAAUUCCACGACUGGCAAUGCGCCGUUUGACCAAAAGUUUUACUUGAUUCUCAACGUGGCAGUUGGCUCCAAGAAUGGGUGGUUUCUGGAUCACGUAGGAGACAAGCCGUGGAUCGAUAAUGCUAAAAAUGCACAAUGGACCUUUUGGGAUGCCGCUUCCAAGUGGCUGCCAACUUGGGGAGACGGCGCCGACCGUGGCAUGAAUGUCAAAUCUGUCAAGAUGUGGCAGGCUGGACAGUGUGGCCAGUCAAGUGAGUUGUAG